This is a messenger RNA of Tetrapisispora phaffii CBS 4417, 2370 nucleotides long. RefSeq names its product gag-pol fusion protein. Bases 1 to 2370 code for a protein of 789 amino acids. The record is from RefSeq and is a predicted model, not a curated record. The transcript has a single exon. Lineage: Eukaryota; Fungi; Ascomycota; Saccharomycetes; Saccharomycetales; Saccharomycetaceae.
AUGUUAUUCAAUCAGAUCCAGUCAAUGUUUAACAAGUCGAUCGAAGAACAACACUCCUGGGCUAGUAAAUCCCUUAGAACUGUUGCAAAACAGAUUAUUGCUGCAGAAAGAGGCACUUACUUGUCUGACAGUGAAAAAGAAAAUAAUAUGCAGAAAGUCCUGGAUCAUUUUGAGGCUCUGAUGCUUAUUGCAUUGAACCCUGAUCACCAGGCCACAUGUUUAAAUUUGUUGGGAAGAAAUGAGACUAUCAACUCCAGUGACGUCAUUUCUGUUAUCUCCAACAAUGUUUCUGCCAACAAUAACGAUGUUACAAGCUCGCCUGACAACUCUGAUUCUGAGUUUCGCCCUUCUCAGUAUUUGCGAAGAUCCAUUGUUUCAUCUGUUGAGCCCGAAAGCCCAGCUCUGCAAGCACAAAUCCAACAGCUUCAUUCUGCUUUAAAAGCCCAACAAGAGGCCGCUGCUCUGGAGAUAGAGAGGCAAACGAGCAGUAAUACUCGAUUAAUGAAGCAGAUAGAUGAGCUCAAAGCUAACCACACUACAGAGCUUAAUAAAGCCAAGCAGGAAUUCGAAAGACACAUAGAACACAUUCGUCCACACAACCAAAGACACAACCAUACCGAUGAAAGUAUUGUCGGCCAAUCUCUUCCAGAAGUCGACGGUGUGCGCUUGGUUAAAAGCAGACACUUGAAUCCAACCGAGUCCCACGACCGGAAUAUUAGGUAUACACAGUUUGAAGCAGCUGCUGGGGAAAAGUUAAUUUAUCUAUAUAAUACACAAAAUGGUAAAAUUAUUUCUACUGAGGAUGCUCUUGCACAAUACACGGAGGCCUCACAGUCUUCACCUCCAUUACCUCCCGUCGCUGUUAGUCAACAACUAUUUCCAGAUCCACCAUUCCUUCGUGUCCUUCCUCAGUCUUUUGUUCCCGCUACUGCCGACUCGCCUCUGACCACCAAUGAACUUAUGCACAUUCAAAGCUCCUCCAGUGAGCUAGAUGAGCUAGCCUCGUCACCUACCUCGGCAUCGUCCCACUCUAUCCAUCCAGUUCUUACUGCUGUUCUUGUUGCUCACCAAUCAUACGAAGCUCAACUGCCUCGAACUAUCAAUCAGGCCAUGUCACAUCCCGAUGCUGCUGAAUGGAAAGCUGCAUGCAUUCGUGAACUGUCUGCCUUUCGCUCACAUGAAACUUAUGAACUGGUUCCUCUUCCCACCGGUCGUCGCUCUUUAGGUUCUCGCUGGGUAUUUACUGAGAAAUCAAAUGGUCUGAAGAAGGCUCGGCUAGUCGCCCAAGGAAACUCGCAGAAAGAAGGCAUUGACUAUAGUGAAACUUUUGCCCCAGUCAUUCGUUAUGACUCAGUUCGCCUGUUUCUUGCCAUGGCUGCCUCUCUCAAACUUCGUAUUCAUCAAAUGGAUGUGGAUACCGCAUUUCUCAAUUCUGCUAUUGAUGGGGAGGUCUAUGUUCGUCAACCUCCAGGGUUUCUUGACUCUCACUAUCCGACUCAUGUUUGGAAACUAAAAGGUGGGAUGUACGGUCUGAAACAAGCCCCGUUUCUAUGGAACACACACAUUAACGAGACGCUGCUCUCAUUUGGGUUUACUCGUCAUGCUGGUGAAUACGGUCUCUAUUUCUCUAAAUCUGCCGAUGGUUUGGUCCUUGUCGCCUUAUAUGUUGAUGACUUACUGAUUGCUGCUCCAUCUUCCAAGGCAAUGACUCCCUUAAAAGAGUUGCUCUGUUCUUCGUAUUCCAUGAAGGAUCUAGGUCCUGUUAAUAAGUUUCUCGGAAUGACCAUUAAACAAUCCGAGAAUAGCAUUUCUCUAGAUCUCUCUGAGUACAUUAGCUCUGCUGCGAGCACGUCCCAAAUCAACGUGGACAAGGCUGUACACACACCAUUAUCCAAGACCACUGACUUAUUUGGUGAUACUUCACCUCUAUUAAUCAAUAUCACCCCCUAUCAGAGCCUGAUUGGUCAACUGUUAUUUGCUGCCAACGCAGGAAGACCUGACAUCUCGUUUGCUGUGUCCACUCUAUCCCGGUUUCUUGAAUCCCCACGUCAAGUUCAUUUCGCUGCUGCUCAACGUUUGCUCCAGUAUCUCUACACCACUCGCUACGAUAGUCUGUGUUACAAAACGAGUCAUCCCCUUUCUAUCUCUAUCUAUACCGAUGCUUCGACCGCUUCCAAAGAUGAUCUCCCUUUUUCAACAGGGGGAUAUAUCACUACAAUGGCCGAUGGUGCGGUCACGUGGUCUUCGAGGAAGAUUAAAUCCACCGUCUGUUUGUCCUCAACCGAAGCUGAAUGCAUAGCUGGGAGUGAGGCGGUCAAAGAAAGUCAAUGGCUGGUCAACUUCUUUAAGUUCAUGGAUCUGAAGAUAUAA